This is a messenger RNA of Sebastes umbrosus (honeycomb rockfish), 9145 nucleotides long. Its product is annotated as myosin-16-like. The record is from RefSeq and is a predicted model, not a curated record. Lineage: Eukaryota; Metazoa; Chordata; Actinopteri; Perciformes; Sebastidae. The transcript has 44 exons. The coding region runs from base 2770 to 8595 and encodes 1941 amino acids. Gene Ontology annotation, cellular component: myosin complex. Gene Ontology annotation, molecular function: actin filament binding; ATP binding; cytoskeletal motor activity.
GUCUCUAGUUUGUGGUUGUAAAGUUUCAUUGAGGUCCGUUGAGGUCAAAUGUUAAGGGACCCCUUUGAAAAUGGUCAUGCCAGUUUUUCCUCUCCAAAAUUUCACAUCAGAUUGGUUGGUAAUAAUGACUGCAGUCAUGUUGUUGGCUCUGUGGGGAUGUACUUCAGCACAGCGAUUCUUUGAGCUAAAUGCUAACGUUGGCAUGCUAACAUGCUCACGGUGACAACAAUGCUAUAAUGCUGAUGUUUUGCAGGUGUAAAGUUUACCAUGUCCACCAGCUUUUGUUAAUUAGCACUAACACAAAGUGAAUGAAUGAAUGAAUGAAUGCCUUUAUUGUCAUUGCACAGCUGUACGACAAAGCUCUAGAGCAACUCCUCUCAGUGGUAGAAAAAAACGAACAAAAGCAAGAUAAAAAGAUAAAAAAGAAAUGUGCAGCUGUGGCUUAUGGGAUGUCAUUAGCAGGUUUUUGGUCAUAAAACAAAGUAUUUGAAUUUUAAAAAACGUGACCUGAUGCCUGAUGCCGAAGUCAGAAGAUCACCAGUCCAUCCAUUAGUUGUUUGAGGCUAAAAAGUCAAUGUGAGGAUAAGAAUACAGCUGAACUGUUCACCUGAAUAAUGAGAAGGCAUGACUUACACGUAGUUGGCUGUUGGAGAUGAAGACAUCAUACAAUAGUCUGUAGUUUAAACUGCAUUUAUGCACAAUUAUAAUUAUGGUGAUAACGAGGAUGAGAAUAUCACCCAAGAAUACAGAUGUGACAUCAAAUCAAAGUUCAAGUAAAUGCAUUACGUUUAUCUAAAAUGAUAUGCUUUACAAAAUGUUUGUCGGGAUUGCAAAGUACGGUAUACGGUCAGUUAAAGGUUGAAGGCGAGCUGGGUGGGAAGGGAUAAUGGCUGGAGGGAUUUGGCUCUUUGGCAGCUCUGGGGUUAGCUGCACGGCUGCAGUAUUAGCCGCUGGAACAAUGGACCCUCUCACCAGCUUGUUUACAGGACACAGUAAAUCCACAUAAGCAGUGAGACGGGGGAUCGCGGGACACCACGCACUUCUAGAGGCUAGGGCUCACACACACACACACGCGCUCAUAAAUGCGAGGGGCACAGGUGGGAAUAAUGAUUUUGAGAUCUUUCAGUCUUCCUUUUCAUAAAAGCAUUUUUUGUUUCAGUCUCUUCAUCCCACUUUUUAUCUACAGACGCACAACAUCUGUCUAACUCCCACUUGUGGUUGUAUGUAUCAUGUAUGUGUCAACGCUCCACAGGUGCAGAAACAGAUAUACACAUGCACACACACACACACACACAAAUUAAUUUAUCCCUCCGAAUCGGUCAUGUACAGCUGUUAGUAUGAUUAUGUGAUUAUGCGUGUGUGUGUGUGUACAGUGUGUGUAUGAUUUAUUCAAAGUGCCGUUGGAACCCCCGAGACCAAGAGUGUGUUCACAACUACUUAAAUAAUUCCAAUCAUAGAGUCAAACUUAGUGAUACCUCUGGGGACGCACACACACACAGUUAAUGAAGAUGAGGUCAUUCAUUGCGCAGAACAGUUGGGAAAUCCCAUUGGGCAGUCAAAUGUGAGUUUGUUCUCGUAAAAUGAUUCAAGCUAUAAGAAAAAGGGAAGAACAUAAAGAAGGACAGUGAAAGCUUAUACACAUGUUAGACUAUUUUUGCUUUUGAGUCUUUAUAUCAUUUAAAACUACAAUCAUUUUGCUUGAGAAAGCGUGUUUUUUAGAAAGCUGAAAAAUAUGGACUUCUUAUAGAGAGUUUUGGGCAUUACAGUAACUCUGCUGACGCUGAUUCUAUGUGUGUGAUUAGCUUCAGUCGGUAUCUAUAAAAUCUCCCUUUGGGGAACUUGAGCAACAGCCGCUUCAGUUCUGAGGAAUCUAGUUCAGAUUGAGGUUACAUCCUGGAUACGAAAGACAGAGAUGCUAAAAAGAGGGAAGGUCACAACAAGUUGUGGUGGACACAAGAGUUUCUUCUCAUCAUGUGACUUGGCCAAAUACUCUUUCAUAUUUGGCCCAGAAUCAAACUCCGCCUCAGCAAUCUGUCUCUACUCUACAAGGGACUGUCUCAAGAUAACAUAUGACACACUUAACCUGCCAUAUGCAGAUAAGAGUUGGUUACCGUAAAGGUUCAUCAUAUUUGAAUGUUUUUGAGUCAGUGGUUUGAGGUUGGGCAGCAUGCAGAGCAACAGAAUGAACUAUAAAAAUGAAAAAUAUGAGAAAAAUGUCCCACUCUGUCUCUGCUUGUUAAUGGUUUUAAUUUAAGAUGCCUUACUCAUCCCGAUGCCCACCGGGCGCACAGAGAGAAAGCAAUUGGCAGUUAAGAGCAGAGGCACGGUUGGAUGAAAAUCGAGGUGUGGGAGGGUGGAGAAGAUGGGUCGAGAGACGGGGUGAGGAAAGGAGAUGGGUUCAGCCUGAGUGAUGGCUUUCCAGGGAAACCCUAAAUGGACAAGAGGCAGAUUGAAGAAUUCCCAGAUCCCGCGCUGCCAGGCAGAUCGGAGAGAUGAGACCUCUGGGUGAUGGCUGGUUUUAGAGUUGUGACCAUAUCGGGAAGGAGAAGGCCUGAUAUAAAACAGCGUGGCCUGAGCUCACACACCCAUAUUCCUCCUAAGCGUACCUCCACCUCCUGCACUGGUGAGUAUCUGAGUCAAAUAUUGGAUCCUGUUUAACUGAUGGCCAAUUUUUUAACUCUCAGCACAUUCUGUUUUCUCUCCAUUGAUCAGCCUCUACGUGAGUGAGUAGGUGAGUCAGUUGGUUGGUGUGCAGCAGCAGCAGCAGCCAUGCCAUAUAAAGGGGAGUGCGGGGACGAUGUGGACCCCAUGCCGUUCCUGGGUCCCUUAGAAAAGGAGCGCCUGGAUGCGAUGAAUAAACCGUACGACAUCAAGCGCUCCUGCUGGAUCAAAGAUGAGAAGGAUGCUUUCAUUUCUGGGGAGAUCCAGUCUGAAGAUGGGGACAAAGUCACCGUCAAGACCUCCAAGAACAGUACCGUGAUUGUGAGGAUGGAUGAUGUUCAGCAGAUGAACCCUCCUAAGUUCUACCAAGCCAGCGACAUGGCCAACCUCACUUUCCUCAACGAGGCCAGCGUCUUGGAAAACCUGCGCAGCCGCUACGUCAGCAUGAGGAUCUAUACCUACUCAGGCCUCUUCUGUGUGACGAUCAACCCGUACAAAUGGCUGCCCAUCUACGGCGCUAAAGUGGCCCAGGUGUACAAGGGGAAGAAACGCAACGAAGUUCCUCCUCACCUCUUCUCCAUCUCCGACAACGCCUACCACGACAUGCUGAUGGAGCAAUGGAACCAGUCUAUGCUGAUCACUGGAGAAUCUGGUGCUGGCAAGACUGAAAACACCAAGAAGGUCAUCCAGUACUUCGCCAAUGUUGGAGCUUCUGGGAGCAAAGCCCCUGACACCAAGGGCUCUCUGGAGGACCAGAUCAUUCAGGCUAACCCAGUGCUGGAGGCAUUUGGCAACGCCAAGACCAUCAGGAACAACAACUCCUCACGCUUUGGAAAGUUCAUCCGCAUCCACUUUGGGCCAACAGCUAAGCUGGCUGGUGCCGACAUCGAGAGCUAUCUGCUGGAGAAAUCAAGAGUGAUUUCCCAGCAGGCUGCUGAGAGAGGAUACCACAUCUUCUACCAACUCCUGUCUGGAAGGAAGCCAGAAUUCAUAGAGGCUCUGCUGCUGAAGCCAGACCCCAAACAGUAUGUGUGGUUGUGUCAGGGAGUCACUGUGGUGGAUAACAUGGAUGAUGGGGAGGAACUGCAGUUCACUGAUGAAGCCUUUGAUGUCCUGGGCUUCACUCCAGAGGAGAAGAUGAGCGUGUACAAGUUGACUGGAGGCAUAAUGCACUUCGGCAACAUGAAGUUCAAACAGAAAUCCAGAGAGGAACAAGCUGAUGUGGAUUCCACUGAGGUGGCUGACAAAGUCGCCCACCUCAUGGCCAUCAACUCUGGGGAGCUGCAGAAGGGCAUAACGCGCCCCAGGGUCAAGGUUGGCAACGAGUUUGUGACCAAAGGUCAGAACCAGGACCAGUGCGUGUACUCCAUCGGCGCUCUGGCAAAAGCCAUCUACGACCGCAUGUUCAAGUGGAUGGUGACCCGCAUCAAUAAGACCCUGGACACCAAGAUGCAGCGGCAGUACUUCAUAGGAGUGCUGGACAUCGCUGGGUUUGAGAUCUUUGAGCUCAACAGCUUUGAGCAGCUUUGCAUCAACUUCACCAACGAGAAGCUGCAGCAGUUCUUCAACCACCACAUGUUCGUGCUGGAGCAGGAAGAGUACAAGAAGGAGGGCAUCGACUGGGUCUUCAUCGACUUCGGCCUGGACCUGCAGGCCUGCAUCGACCUGCUGGAGAGACCUAUGGGGAUUUUCUCCAUCCUGGAGGAGCAGUGUGUGUUUCCAAAGGCGACAGACGCGACCAUCAAAGCAGCUCUGUAUGAAAACCACCUGGGCAAGUCCGGCAACUUCCUCAAGCCGAAAGGGGGGAAGAAAGGACCCGAGGCCCACUUUGAACUGGUGCACUAUGCCGGCACUGUGGGCUACAACAUCGCCGGCUGGCUGGAGAAGAACAAAGACCCUCUGAAUGAGACGGUGGUGGGACUCUUCCUGAAGUCCUCCAUGCAUCUGCUGGCUGCGCUCUUCAAAGAGGACGAGUCUGCUGGAGGAACCAAGAAGCAGAAGAAAGGGUCGUCCUUUCAAACCGUCUCCUACUUCUACAGGGAACAACUGAACAAGCUGAUGAGCACCCUGCGAAGCACUGCUCCCCACUUUGUCCGCUGCAUCGUGCCCAAUGAGUUCAAGAAGUCAGGUGUGACAGAUAACCAUCUGAUCCUGCACCAGUUGGCCUGUAACGGCGUGCUGGAGGGCAUCCGCAUCUGCAGGAAAGGAUUCCCUAACAGACUACAGUACCCAGAAUUCAAACAAAGGUACUACAUCCUCAACCCCAACGUCAUCCCUAAAGGAUUCGUUGACAACAAGAAGGCCUCUGAGCUCCUCCUGAGUUCAGUUGGCCUGGAUAAUAUGGAGUACCGAAUCGGCCACACCAAGGUGUUUUUCCGCGCUGGCGUCCUGGCAAAGAUGGAGGACAUGCGUGACGAGCGGCUGGCAAAGAUCAUAACCAUGAUGCAGGCUCAACUUAGAGGAACUCUAAUGAGGGUCGAGUUUAAGAAGAUGGUGGACAGACGAAUUGCACUGAUGGCCAUCCAGCGCAACGUGAGGAAGUUCCUUCAGUUACGCUACUGGGGCUGGUGGAAACUCUACACUAAGGUGAAGCCGCUGCUGAUGGUCGCCCGUCAGGAGGAUAUCUUCAAGGAAAAGGAAGAGGAGCUGAGGGUGGCAGUGGAGAAGGUCAAAGAGCUGGAGGUCAAGAUCAAAGAUCUGGAGGGGAAGACGGUCACUCUGUCACAGGAGAAGAACGACCUCGCCCAGUCGUUGGCUGCAGAGCAGGACACGCUGGGCGAUGCUGAGGAGCGCUGCACCCAGCUGAUGCGCCAAAAGGUCCAGCUGGAGGAGUCGGUGCAGGAUCUAGGUGAGCGCCUGGAGGAAGAAGAGGGCAACGCAGCCUCCCUCCACGGCCAGAGGAGGCAGCUGGAGGGGGAACUGACUGAGCUGAAGGGAGACCUGGAGUCUCUAGAGUCCACGCUGGCCAAGACUGAGAAGGAGAAACAGAGUCUGGACUUCAAGGUGCGAACUCUGACAGGUGACCUGGGUCAGCGAGACGACCAUAUCGCCAGGCUGCAGAAGGAGAAGAGAGCUCUGGAGGAACUGCAACAGAAAACUCUGGAGGAUCUCCAAACAGAAGAAGACAAAGUUAACCAUCUGACCAAGACCAACAGCAAGCUCAACUCCCAAGUGAAUGAGCUGGAGGACAGCUGGGAGCAGGAGAAGAGGAUCAGGGCGGAGGUGGAGAAAGCGAGGAGGAAGGCAGAAGGAGACCUAAAGAUGACCAUAGAGAAUCUGAACGACAUGGAGAACGCUAAGAUCGACCUGGAGGAGGUCAUCAGGAAGAGAGACUUUGAGAUGAACAACAUGAACUCGAAGAUGGAGGACGAACAGGCUCUCAACUCAAUGCUCGGCCGCAAGCUCAAAGAGCACCAGGGCCGCAUUGAGGAGCUGGAGGAAGAGCUGGAAGCUGAGCGAGCCAUGAGAGCCAAGGUGGAGAAGCAGAGGGCAGAGCUGUCACGUGAUCUGGAGGACAUCAGUGAUAGGCUGGAGGAGGCGGGAGGUGCCACCUCGGCCCAGAUUGAGCAGAACAAGAAGCGGGAGACGGACCUGCUGAAGCUGAAGCGGGAGCUGGAGGAGUCAGCGCUCCAAUCAGAGUCCUUGGCGGCAGGGUUGAGGAAGAGGCACUCGGACUCGAUGACGGAGGUGAGCGAGCAGCUGGAGAACCUGAACAGGCUGAGAGUCAAACUGGAGAAGGACCGGCAGAGCAUGAAGGCCGAGAUCGAUGACCUCAACGUCAAUAUGGAAGCCACUCAGAAAGCGAAGAUGAACUCUGAUGCCCACGCCUGUAAACUGGAGGACAACCUGGCAGAGGCCAAUGCUCGCCUGGCUGAGAUGGAACGCACUCAGACUGAGCUCAGCACUGCCAAAACCCAUCUGUCUGCGGAGAACAAUGACCUGAGCAGGGAGUCGGUGGACGCACAGAGUAAGCUGACUCAGCUGACCAGGCUGAAGGCCUCCCUCACCUCGCAGGUCGACGACCUCAAGCGACAGCUGGAUGAGGAAAACAAGAGUCGUAACACAGCGGUGGUGGGCCUGGCCAACGCCCGCCACGACCUCUCCCUGCUGAAGGAGCAGUUGGAGGAGGAGUCGGAAGCCCGCGCGGAGCAGCAGCGCCUCGUGUCCAAGCUCAACGGCGACGUCAGCUCCUGGAGGACCAAGUAUGAGACGGAUGCCAUCCACCGCACCGAGGAGCUGGAGGAGACCAAGCGCAAACUUGCAGUGCGUCUCCAGGAGGCUGAGCAGGCAGCGGAGGCGGCCCAGGCCAGAGCUGCCAGCUUGGAGAAGGCCAAGCAGAGGCUGCAGGGAGAGGUGGAGGACCUCACCAUUGACCUGGAGAGGUCCAACGCAGCAGCGGCAACUCUGGAUAAGAAGCAGCGAGUUUUCGACAAGCUGGCGGCCGAGUGGUCCCAGAAGAACGAGGAGCUGCAACUGGAGCUGGACAACAGCCAGAAGGAGAGCCGCAACUGCAUGACGGAGCUCUACAAGCUGAAGACGGCCUACGAGGAAAGCCAGGCUCUCGUAGAGACCGUCCUCAAGGACAACAAAACCCUCUCAGAGGAGAUCAAGGACUUGGUUGACCAGCUUGGGGAAGGAGGCCGCAGCGUCCACGAGCUGCAGAAGGCUAAGAAGAAAGUGGAGGUGGAGAGGGAGGAGCUGCAGCUGGCUCUGGAUGAGGCCGAAGCUUCACUCGAGGUGGAGGAAGGUAAGCUGGUCCGUGUGCAGCUGGAGCUCGCUCAGGUCAAAGCUGACAUUGACCGCAGAAUCCACGAGAAGGAGGAGGAGUUUGAAGUCACCAGAAAGAACCAUUUGCGUACAGUGGAGUCGCUGCAGGCCAGCCUGGAGGCAGAGGUCAAAGGCCGUGCCGAGGCUAUGAGGUUGAAGAAAAAGAUGGAGGGAGACUUGAACGAGAUGGAGAUCCAUCUGGACCACGCCAACAGGAACAAUGCUGAGCUGAUCAAAACCCUCAGGAAGCUGCAGCAGCAGAUCAAAGAUCUGCAGGUGCAGAUGGACGAGGACGCCCGUCAGCACGAGGAGCUGAGGGAGAAGUACACCCUCCAGGAGCGGCGUCUGUGCCUGAUGCAGGCAGAGAUUGCGGAGCUGAAAGGAGGCCUGGAGGCGUCCGAGAGGUCCCGCAGACAAAUCGAGCAGGAGCUGGUGGACACCACGGAGAGGUUCACUGAGAUCAACAUGCAUUACCAAAGCCUGACUAUCCUGAAGAGAAAACUGGAGGCCGACCUCGCCCAACUGUCCAGUGAGAAUGAAGAGCUGAUCUCAGAGUUUCGCUCUGCUGAUGAGAAAGCCAAGAAGGCCGUGUCUGAUGCAAUGAAACUGUGUGAGGAGCUUCGGCAGGAGCAGAACCGGAGCUCCCACCUGGAGAGUGUCAAGAAGAACCAGGAGCAGACCAUCAGAGACCUCACACUGAAAGUGGAAGAGGCUGAGAUGCUGGCUCUGAAGGCCGGAAAACGAACCAUCCAGAAACUGGAAACCAGGGUCAAAGAGGUGGAGAAUGAGCUGGACCAGGAGCGGAAGCGCCACGUGGAGACGGAGAAAAAUUUCCGCAAGGGAGAGCGUCGACUCAGAGAGCUGACCUUCCAGACGGAGGAGGACCACAAGACCAAUCUGCGCAUGCAGGAGCUGGUGGAGAAACUCCAGAACAAGCUCAAGACUUAUAAACGGCAGAUAGAGGACGCUGAGGAGCAAUGCAACAGCAGCCUGUCUAAAUACAAGCAGACGAUCCAUGAACUGGAUGACGCUGAGGAGCGUGCCGAAGUGGCAGAGAUGAGUCUGAAUCGAAUGAGGAUGAGGAGCCGAGCCUCCACCACUAAGGGUUUCACCUCGGUGGAGAUCGUCCAGGUCACUAAGCCUUCCGGCGGAGGAGAGGAGGAGUAGAGCGGACAAGAGACGCACACACCGCUAGCAGAGUGAGACACACCCAUUCAUCCCUCCAGAGGACGCUUGGCUGAGGAAGUAUGAGCUCAGGCUCCACCGGGGAAAGUCUUCAAAAGGCCCAGACAGAGCUCCUUAAAUAGUCUUAAAUAAUUAAAAGAGUCUUUAACAUCACCAAUAGUCUUAAUAAAUGUAGUCUUAGGAUUGGUCACUUCACCUGUACUAGUCGAUUUGCACAUUAUGUAUUACUGUUAGUAUGCCUUGCAUGUACUGUUUGUGUCUGCUAAAGUGUUUUUAUGUGGAACUUGUCAGGUCCGUCUGACCUUUGCUCUCAUGGCUCUGUCAAAUACUUUGGAUCCCAUAUUGUUUAUGAGUAUGUGCCUUGCGUGAUCUCAGUUAGUGUCCCUACACUGGGGGGAGGAGCGGGCGAAGCUGUGCUCUCACGUCAACGACAGAGAGCCCACCUGUGUGUGUCUCGCUCCUGCAUGUGUGUGUUAAAAGUGUGUGUGUGUGUGUGCAGUGGCCGGCUGCAAAGUCUUAAUAAACUACUAAG